AUGCCUGGCGUGGAGGUGAUGAACAACACUUCGGUGGAUUCGCCUGAGCGACCGUCUCGGAAGUCCCACAAGUCACUCCCGCGGAGGGGUAUCGUCACCCCCAUUGAUGUUGUCCAACCCGUUUCACCAGACAAAAAUGCGACACUUACCGCGCCGGCUCCUCCGUUAACUCCGCCCGGUGCGAUUCAUGAUGAGACCACGGAGGACGAACUUACUCCCCGAAGGACCGACUCACGCCCCGAGGCUCAAACCACGGGAAUGUUGACACCGCGCCGGCCCUCUAAACCACCUACACCUGAUGUCACACCCCCACGAACGAACUCGAUCAAGCGACCGCCACUCAAUCAUGUCCACCAUUCAUCUUCAUCGCGAGCAGAGUCCUUUCAGACCGCCUUCGAAAGUAUCUCGGAUGCUGAUACUGAUACGCCUGUUCGCACGACCUUGAAUUUGCCACAGACGAUGAGCCGACCGAGGUUACCUUCUUCCUGGCAACGAAGUGUGUCUAACGGAAACCCUGCGAAGCUUAGUUACGCCAAAGAUACUCCUCCAUCUGCUUCCCAGCAGCACAGUGAGACAGCAUCUGAAACAGGAUUUGAAUCAUGCAAUGGAGAAUGGGCGACCAAUCAGGGCGAGGCAUCACCAACACCUGCGACUGGAAAGAAACAUCCAAAGACCCGAGAUCAAAUGAACGCUUCUCCAGAUUCGGAAAAGGACACGCUGGACGUGCUACACCUAGAUGCUUCUUUGAUCCGUGAAAAAAGCCUACGGGAUAGGGUUCACAAAACUAACGACUUAACUGAAACUCCCUCUAUGGAGCGCUUUCGAGAUGAAAUUGGAUGGCCAUCCUAUGAUACUUCUUCACAGGCGGGCGAUGCAGAAUCACAUCGCUUAUCAGGCUUAUCUACAACCUCUACCGUCGAAGCGAUGAUUAUCGAUUCUCCAAAGAGGGGCCAGCGGUUGUUGCGACAUUCAGAAAAACGUAGCUCUCUUCGUUCUACUAGCUCCCCUAUCACGAGAUCUGAACGCACCUCGACUACAUCAAACGUGGACUCGCAGCACCGCCUAGUGCACAAGGCCGCUCGUAUCUCAGAACAGGAUCGCCGAAGUAUUUCAUCGGGCAUCUCUUUCUCCGACAAGACUGUCAGCAGCGCGCCUCGUACUUCAGUCGAUAUAAUUCCAGUGGUAGUCGUGCCAGAGAGACGAUCAUCCCUCAAGUCAGGACCCAAUAGUCAAGUUUCCUCGAAACAUGGGUCUCAGCGUUCCAGUCGACGACCACCAGUAUCAUCCCAGGGCUCAAGCUCGGUGAAUGUACCACGCCAAAAGAAACGGACCAUGUCUGAUUCGGCAUCGGCACGAUCUGCAGAUCUAGAUUCGAGAGGCCGGCCAUUUGGUCGACCGGUGAUUCCACCACGCAGCUCCUCGCUUUCUGCGCCGACAAGUCGAAAAACUUCUCGCGCUACAUCCCUUACGUCAGAAAGCUUGCGCAGUCACACCCUGGCCAUGGACUUGGAGGUUCAAAAGCGUCGAGAGCAUCAGCCAGUGUCACCGCCUCGUAACAACAUCUUGGGUAACAAUGGGCCCGGGCAGGGUCCGGCUCGUAUAGAGCCUUCCAAGGUACCACCGCCAAUCUUAAUGAACAACAAUGAUGACAUGUCAACUUUACGACCACCCUCUUUGCCUUUCACACAAUGGUCGAUUCCUUCGUCUUCCCCAGGACCUAUAGAAAUUCGAGAGGCCACUGCUGUUAGCCUUUUCGCACACAAUAACCGGUCCCUGCUUUUGGUUGACCCACGGAUGCCACCAGCACCAGAAACCCACACACUCCAGGCGUUUUAUCAAAUGAGCAGGGGCAUUUCCAAUCCACAGACUCCGGAUAAUCGCAUCCACCCCGCCAUGCUUGCGGUGGAGUCUCCGUUAAAGAAUCCCCGCCCGCCACCGAAGCCUCCUGUUUCCAAACCACUGCCGCCCCUCCCUACUCAUGUACAGCGAGAAAAUAGUAAUGGCCUUGAGGAGAGCGGUGAAUUAAGCCGUCGGCAAGAAUCAGCUCGUCGUACCUGGGCUAGCCGCCCUCGGUCAAAUUCUUUCAAUGCUCUCCUCCGCUCUCUUUCUGUUAAAUCAGCAAAGAAUCGCAAGGCGGGAAUGGAUGUUGACAGUCAACUCCAUCCAAUGUGGCGUCCACGUGGGUUCUGGGAUGACAUUCCUGGAACAUCUCCUAAGAAAGGCAACACCGCUCGGCAGAGCCUUACCAAUCCCGAUGAAGCACAUUUGGUCAACAACUCUCUCGGUCUUCCUCAGUCACGCAUCAUAAUCGAAGGUCCACCAUCCUUGGCUCGCCGAAGCCCUGAAAUGAGACGCCUCUUUAACGGAAUGCCUUCUGUCGCCCAGUACAAUGCCAGCAAUGCUAGCUUGGUGGAUCGAGGCAUUCUUCGUAGCGGAUCGCCCCUGUAUCAGAAUCGGUACCGAGUACUAUCUCGAUUGGGGAUCCGUCUCAGAUCCCUCAACCUGCGCAACAUGCGAAACCGCUUUCAACGCCAGCGUCAGAGACGCGUUGAGAGAAAAAGGGCAGCCCGUCGACAGACUCUUAAGCAGAGCAUUGGAGGUCCUAUUUACGUGGCUUCUAGUGCCACCCAUGAGAUAACGCACUGA
This is a messenger RNA of Penicillium angulare, 2646 nucleotides long. RefSeq lists its product as uncharacterized. The transcript has a single exon. Bases 1 to 2646 code for a protein of 881 amino acids. The record is from RefSeq and is a predicted model, not a curated record. Lineage: Eukaryota; Fungi; Ascomycota; Eurotiomycetes; Eurotiales; Aspergillaceae.